UUUUCAGCUUUCCUCUCUGUCUUUGGAGAAAGAACGGUCCCCGAGGAACGGUAUUCUGCCCCUUGAAGACUCAGGAGGAUGAAAGUCAUCACUUGUGAGAUCGCCUGGCAUAACAAGGAGCCAGUGUACAGCCUGGACUUCCAGCACGGAGCCGCGGGGAGGAUCCACAGGCUGGCCUCCGCGGGGGUGGACACCGCUGUCAGGAUCUGGAAGGUAGAAAAAGGACCAGAUGGGAAGGCCAUUGUUGAAUUUUUGUCCAAUCUUGUUCGCCAUACCAAAGCUGUCAAUGUCGUGCGUUUUUCUCCAAGUGGGGAAAUUUUAGCAUCAGGAGGGGAUGAUGCUGUCAUUCUGCUGUGGAAGGUGAAUGAUAACAAGGAACCAGAACAGGUCGCUUUUCAGGACGAGGAUGAGGCUCAGCUGAACAAGGAGAACUGGACUGUCGUAAAAACCCUGAGGGGCCACUUAGAAGAUGUGUAUGAUAUUUGCUGGGCAACCGAUGGGAAUUUAAUGGCUUCUGCCUCUGUGGAUAACACGGCCAUCAUAUGGGAUGUCAGUAAAGGACAAAAGAUCUCAAUUUUUAAUGAACAUAAAAGUUAUGUACAAGGAGUAACCUGGGAUCCCUUGGGUCAAUAUGUUGCUACCCUGAGCUGUGACAGGAUCCUGAGGGUGUACAGCACACUGAAGAAACGUGUGGCUUUUAAUGUCUCAAAGAUGCUAUCUGGAGUAGGGGCUGAAGGAGAGGCGAGAAGUUACCGGAUGUUCCAUGACGACAGCAUGAAAUCAUUCUUUCGUAGACUUAGUUUCACUCCUGAUGGAUCUUUGCUCCUCACACCAGCUGGAUGUGUGGAAUCGGGUGAAAACGUAACAAAUACAACUUAUGUUUUCUCCAGGAAAAAUCUUAAAAGGCCUAUCGCCCAUCUUCCGUGUCCUGGGAAGGCGACGCUUGCUGUCCGCUGCUGCCCCGUCUACUUUGAGCUGAGGCCAGUGGUGGAAGCAGGUGUGGAGCUGGUGAGCCUGCCCUACCGCUUGGUGUUUGCUGUGGCUUCUGAAGACUCUGUGCUUUUGUACGACACCCAGCAGCUGUUCCCGUUUGGUUACGUGUCUAACAUACAUUACCACACCCUGAGUGAUAUUUCCUGGUCCAGCGACGGGGCCUUCCUGGCCAUCUCUUCCACGGAUGGUUACUGUUCCUUCGUGACAUUCGAGAAGGAUGAGCUCGGAAUUCGCUUGAAAGAGAAGCCAGUUGUGUGUGUGAGAACUCCCGAUACAGCGAAGAAAACCAAGAGUCAGACACACCCAGGGUCUUCGCCAGGACCCAGGCUGGGAGAGGGAACCCCCAGCAGCAGAGUCCGGGACCCCAGCAGCCCCUCUGCAACGCCCCCUCAGGCAAAACAGUCUCCGGCCUCCACGGCAGCCAAGGACACCCCUGUGACUGCUCCCGGUGCCAGAGGCUUCCUGGCAGGGCCCUCAGAGGAGAAGACCCUGCAGCCCGGCAGUCAGAAUGCAAAAGCCCACCCAUCCCGGAGGGUCACUCUGAACACGCUGCAGGCCUGGAGCAAGUCAACACCCCGGAGAAUAAACUUAAUACCCUUAAAGACAGAUACUCCACUGAAUUCUAUACGAACCAGCGUAAUUUCCAGCCUUUCCACAGAAGAAAUUCAAUCAGAGAUGCCUGGAGACCUUCAGGUCAGUCCCCCGGAGCUUAAGCGGCCCAGAUUCAGUGAGCACAAAGAAGGUCCCCAAGGUCUGGACCCCUGA
Lipotes vexillifer (Yangtze River dolphin) is the source of this 1758-nucleotide messenger RNA. RefSeq names its product chromatin assembly factor 1 subunit B (gene CHAF1B). Gene Ontology annotation, cellular component: nucleus; CAF-1 complex. The coding region runs from base 79 to 1758 and encodes 559 amino acids. The transcript is spliced from 13 exons. The record is from RefSeq and is a predicted model, not a curated record. Gene Ontology annotation, biological process: DNA replication-dependent chromatin assembly; nucleosome assembly. NCBI's taxonomy places the organism in Eukaryota, Metazoa, Chordata, Mammalia, Artiodactyla, Lipotidae. Gene Ontology annotation, molecular function: protein binding.